Messenger RNA from Helianthus annuus (common sunflower), 1159 nucleotides. RefSeq names its product protein SCO1 homolog 2, mitochondrial. The transcript has 7 exons. Gene Ontology annotation, biological process: mitochondrial respiratory chain complex IV assembly. Bases 109 to 927 code for a protein of 272 amino acids. The record is from RefSeq and is a predicted model, not a curated record. Lineage: Eukaryota; Viridiplantae; Streptophyta; Magnoliopsida; Asterales; Asteraceae.
CAACAAGUAAACUAAACCAAAAUUCCUGCUUCUUCUUUCUGCUCAAGAAACCCACACAGGGGUUUAUCAAAUUAGGGUUUUACAUCGUUGAUUCCUUCAGUUUCAUCCAUGUCUGUAUCAAAUUUCAUACGAAAGAAGUCUGCAGAGGCUCUAUUUUCUCCUACAAGGUGUGGCACACAGAAGAUGAUGUUUCAUUCUUCAAGCUACAUGAGAGCGGCACAAAGGUCGAAUAAGAAUGGGCGUUUAUUGGAUAAGGGUCGGGAACAAUUGGCUUCUUCGUCAUCGUGGCGAUCUUACCUUCUUCCAAUUGGCGUUUUUGGUGUUCUUGGUGGGAUUGGUGGAGGAUAUCUUUUUAUGCGUUCUUAUGAUGAGAAGAGAACUCCUCGUAGAGGAGAGGGUAGAAACGACGGACGCAGUGCACGAAACGCACCGGUGAUUGGCGGGCCUUUCAGCUUGAUUGGUUCAGAUGGUAGAUUAGUGACGGAAAAAGACCUUCAGGGGGAAGACUGGAUACUUAUCUACUUUGGUUAUACGGCAUCCCCUGAUGUGGGGCCAACCGAACUUGCGAAAUUAGCCAAGGUUAUCAAUACACUAGAUUCAGAACACAACAUUACGAUUCGACCUGUUUUCGUCACCAUUGAUCCGCAACGUGAUACCCCAUCUCACCUUCGCGCCUAUCUCAAAGAGUUUGAUGAGAGAAUAAUGGGUCUAACUGGACCAGUUGGUGCUAUAAGAAAGAUGGCGAAUGAGUACAGAGUGCCUUUUAAGAAGGUUGAAGAAGAUGGGGAUGAUUAUCUUGUCGAAAUUUCACACGGAAUGUAUCUGAUGAAUCCAAGUAUGGAAUUUGUUAAAAGCUUUGGGCUUAGGUAUACUGCAAAUCAACUAUCCCAAGAGAUUCAAAAAGAAGUACAGAAGACACAAAACUGAUUUUUUUUUUUUUUUUUUUUUUUUUGAUCAUCAUUCAUCAUCACUAAGCAGGGAAUGUGGUUUACUGAUUAGCUUCAAGUAAAGGGUUUGUGUGGAUAGCUGCUAAUUGAUUGGUUUUAUUUGGUUUUUUCACUCAUCUAACAAAUAGAAUUGAAGGGUAGAUCUUUGUUGGUCUCAGUUUUAAGAUCAUGAGUAAAGUCUUGAGAAAUAUAAUAACACAAAUGCAAGGAUA